GCCUUACAUCCCAAAACGACAGGUAUUAUCCGCUGUCUGGAAUCAAGUAAACGCUGCAAAUCAAGGGUCCCUUAUAAAUAUGAGCUUGGCCUUAGGUAUGGCUGAUCCUGCAAGGGUCCGCAGACUGCGCGUUCUCUUGGAUAAGUUUAACGCCGCGAAUGAGUCGUUGAGGUCGGCUGACGGCCGCGCCCAGCUUUCUCUCCCCCGCUUUGCUGUCAUCGGCAAUCAAAGCCACGGCAAAAGCAGCGUCAUAAGCCGUGUCACCAACAUUCGGCUGCCAAGCAGUGAUGGGAUCUGCACCCGUGCGCCUCUGCGCAUUGCCUCACGCAUGUCUACCACCGGCCCCAACAAAGCGCAGCUCUCAUUCCGCGCGGAAUCGGCCAAGUCUAUCGGCCAUCUUGAGGGCAGUGGGUGGAGGCUUGAGCAAAAUGCCAACGGCCCUGCCAAGGGGAGGUAUGUCAAGGCGCUGCUGGAGGAUGGGGCAUCGUGGCCGCCUGCAGUUGAGAGUGUGGGCAUAGCUGUGAAGGAGGCAACCCUGGCACUGGUGGGCGAGGACGAGUCCAACCGUGGUCACCCAAAAGAUGACAUUGCAGAGGAGGAGAUCCUGCUUGAGUGGGAGUCUCCCGAGACGCCAACGCUAGAUGUCGUAGACCUGCCAGGCCUUACCAAUAUCGCGGUUGAAAACCAGCCAAAAGAGCUGCCUGAACGCAUCACAAGGCUAGUGCGUGACAACGUCAACAAAGAGAACACCAUGAUGCUGUGUGUCCUCUCUGGAGAGUCGGCCGAUUUUUCGGGGUUUCCAGCUAUGGAGGAGGCCCGGCGCGCAGAUCCGGAGCUCAACAACACGUUGGUUGUCAUGACCAGGAUUGACAACCUGAACCCGGAACAGCAGACGGCCCGCCUCAAACACCACCUCAGCAAGUUGUUCGCCACGUGCAAGCCGCUGGAGGUGGUGGUGGUCAAGAACACCCCGGACAUGGACCUGCCCGACCAGCACGCCAAAGAGGAGGAAUUCCUGCAAACGUUGAAGCCAGUGCAGGAUGCGCUGAUGGGGCAGAGCGAAAGCUGGGCGUUCAAGCUGGGCAUCCCGGAGCUGGUGAAGAAGCUCCAGGAGGAGCUCGAGGCUCGGCUGGAGGCGGAAUGGCCCGCGCUGAGGUCAAAGCUAAAGACCGACAUCUCACGAACUGAGUCAGAGCUGAAGGAGAUGCCGGCCAUCAUGGAUGCUGGGCAGGCCGCGGAAAAGGCGCAUGAUCUUACACACAGGGUAAAGGAGACCCUACGUUUAAUUCAGCUCGGCAAACAUAGCUACCUUGUCUCGGAAGGCAAGCCGGAAGUACCGGACAAAUUCCUCUUCUACAAGCACCUCCAGGAGCUGCACAGGACACAGUUCACAGAGGUUAUUGUGGUCCCCGCGUUCAUGGACGAUGACAAGGUGGAGACUCUGGUAUCCACCUGGAAGAAACAUGCAGGCGAAGAGCAGGAGGAGGACGUUAAACCUAACGUGCGUCACCAGUUCUAUCGUACAGAGUUCGCAAACAGCCUUGGCACGAAACUGGGCGCUCUGGCAAAAGAGGCCGGCAGUAAAGUGCAGGAGGCGUAUGAGGCAGUCAUUGAUGAGGUGUUCAAGGGCUAUGACGUCCUGCGUGAAGAGUUCAGGCGCGCCUUCUCACAGAAGGUGCUGGAGCCCCAGAUAAAGAAGCUGCAGAACUACCUGCGUGACACAGCUGAGGCGCAAAGGGACUUCCACACCGAGUCCGAGAUCUACCGCGCUGCCAUGAUCCACUACAACGAGUUCAUCCGCAAGGACGACGAGCAGCCGGUGGUUACAGGCACGCUGGGUGUGGAGGCGAUGCUGCUGGGUAAGCAGCAGCCCGAGGUGAAGGCAUCGUCCGCACUUGCCAAUUCUUCCAUUGCCCAGAUGCUGAAGGAGCACAGGACCCUUUUCAAGAAUAAGAACCCCGAGUGGACCGCGCACCUGCUCAAGUGCCAGUUCGAGCUGCUCGUGCAGACGGUGGUGGUGCACAACAGCCUCACCGACAUGGUGCCCCGCGUGGUUCGCAGCUUCCUGGUCAAUGAGUUGAUCGAGGAGCGGCUUCCGGAGUUGAUCCGGAGGAUUGACAAUGGCAAGUUCCCGCUGCUGGGCGACCCAGAGUGGCUGCUCAAGUCGAUGAUGGACUCGGACGUCCUGCAGCGCCAGCAGGCGCUCAGCGGCCAGCUUGCCUCGAUGAAGACGGCGCUUGACAGCCUCAAUGGAAUCGAUGAUCCGACGGCUGAUCCCUCGUUCGGCGUGGUGCGGCUGCCAGGCCUGCAGCCUCAGGCUACCAUCGCUGUGGCCGGCGGUACGAGCGCCCCCUGAACAUUGUGAGAGUCGGGAGCCGCCGGGCGGCAGGCCCUGGCCACCUCGCUAGCCGCAAACUGUGAUGCAGUGAUGAGAGGCGUGAUGCGGGCUAGUAGUUUUGUCACACAGUGCAAGGUGCGUGGGCGUCCAUGUGGCGGAUAUCUGGUGUUUGUGUGGAGCAGAACCUGAACCCUACUCCUCUCAGUGGUGCCUCCACCGUGAUUAAGCUUGCACUUUUUAGGUAGGUAUUCGCUUGCUUGCCCAUAUCUGAGCGUAGUGCUAGGGAACUGGCUUAUUAUGGACCAGCCCUUGGUUGCUUGUUUGGCGCCGUGGUUAAUGCCGGAUGUGCCUAACAGCUGCGUGUGUCUUGUGCUUGGUAGUGGACAUUUAUGAAGGCAUGCCAUAUUUCGCAUACGGCUGUGUGUUUUAAGAAAGCUGGCCGCGAGUAGAAUGCACUGGAUUGUUGGAAGAGGAUGUUGUAAGACGAAAAGGCAACCCGGGAUGGUUGGAUACGUCUUUAGGACGUAUUUAUAUGUAUGUAGCAAGGGGCUAAUGAGCCGAAAGCUUACAGAUGUCCCCACCAAGAUGCCUCGAGAGACGAGGAGUGCGUGCAUGUACGACACGAUAUAGGGCAUUUUCGCGUGGAAUAUUAGCUUGUAGUCUCAUAGGGCUAUAUUAACGACUACUUGAUCGUUUGCUUAACUGCAUUCCUUGCAACAAGGACGCCGUAAUGCCGUAUUGAUGUGGCAGCGUCACUACGCUCCCUAGGUGAACUGAUCACGUUUCGAAAUCUAUUGGGUCUAUACGGUCUUUAGUGUGACAUCUAUCAGGUUGAAAGGCUAUUUGGUUGAUUCCCUUGGCCGUCACGUUCUUGAAUGUAUUUCGUGGGUGUUAAUCGCUUGGGGACCACGUUGCAUACUCGUUGCACGUUGCAGACUCGUUGCAUACACGUUCGGUAGAUGUGUGAUGUGUGAAUGCCUUAUUGCCUUCGUUGCUCGCUUUAUGCACGGAGGCCGUCUGAUGCACUCAUGUUUAGCUGGCAUUCCCGCUGGCCACCCUUAAAUGCCAGCAACACUGCAACACGUGAGAUUUAUGUGCACGGGAUUUAUUUGCACGGACUUGGGUCACGUAUCUGACACUAAUGGUUGGACGUGCGCAUGUCGCUAGGGGACGGUUCGGGCGUGCCUGUGUGUACUGGCCGUGUGUGUUAACAAUAUUGGCCGCGAGUCCCAACGUACUGCGAGUGCCAGAUGUGUGCGUAUGUGUGUGAAGGAAUAUUUUACAACACUGGCGAACUGUUGAAGGGCUGCCUGCCUAUAGCGUCGUGGUGCUGGCCGGAGAUGCAGCUAGUUUUUUUGCCCUUGUGCGCCCCUGUUCCCGUUUUUCCUAGCUGUCCGCACUCCUGCCCGCCUUUCAAACGGGAAAGCAAGGGGCAAGCUGGCAGCCAACGCAUGACAACUGAAGACAGGCAACAUUGCAGCUGCCCGUGGCAAUGCCGCCACUGCAGCUAACAAGAAAUGUAACAACAAACGUCCA
Molecule: messenger RNA, 3874 nt
Organism: Astrephomene gubernaculifera
Lineage: Eukaryota; Viridiplantae; Chlorophyta; Chlorophyceae; Chlamydomonadales; Astrephomenaceae
Source: the annotation of a GenBank genome assembly